This is a messenger RNA of Myxocyprinus asiaticus (Chinese sucker), 1356 nucleotides long. RefSeq names its product transmembrane protein 101-like. The coding region runs from base 64 to 831 and encodes 255 amino acids. The record is from RefSeq and is a predicted model, not a curated record. Gene Ontology annotation, biological process: positive regulation of canonical NF-kappaB signal transduction. The transcript is spliced from 4 exons. Lineage: Eukaryota; Metazoa; Chordata; Actinopteri; Cypriniformes; Catostomidae.
CAAGAGUUCUACUUUGCCAUCCAAGAGUCCUGAAAGGAGCCGAUACUUCCGCCAUCCAGAGCCAUGACUGCUGCAACCCGCAAAAAAGCAUUGAGAUUUCUCUCUCAGUUUGGAGCCUUUAUUCUGACCCGAUUCGGGUUCUGGAACUGUUUCAGUAUGUUGAUGCUGUUUGCGGAGCGGGCAGAUGUGAAAAGGAAGCCAGAUAUCCAGGUGCCAUACCUGUACAUAGAUAUGGGAGCUGCAGUGUUGUGUGCCAGCUUCAUGUCAUUUGGGGUGAAGAGAAGAUGGUUUGCCCUGGCUGCUGCCAUUCACAUGGCCCUGAGCACAUAUGUGUCCUAUGUCGGUGGACAGGUCCAUUAUGAUGACUGGUUAAAGGUGAGAAUGUACUCCAGAGCAAUGGCCAUCAUUGGAGGGUUUCUGGUGUUGGCUAGUGGAGCGGGAGAGGUUUAUAGACAGAAACCUCGCACACGCUCCCUGCAGUCUACUGGACAGGUCUUCCUAGGCAUCUACUUGAUAUGUAUGGUGUACUUGCUACAGCACAGUAAGGAAGACAGGCUUGCCUACCUGGACCACAUUCCUGGUGGAGAAAUCACUGUCCAGCUCCUGGUGGUUGUGUUUGGAGUUCUAGCACUUGCCUACCUUUCUGGCUGCUACGUGCACGUGGCCUCCCAGAUCCUGGCAGUUCUGUUACCUUUGGUUGUGCUAUUCAUUGAUGGCAACAUCGGCUAUUGGCACCGAACCCGCCGUGUGGAGUUCUGGAACCAGAUGAAGCUCAUUGGGCAGAAUGUGGGCAUCUUUGGAGCGGUGCUUAUUCUAGCCACAGACAGCUAAAGACAACAUCUCUGUGGCAGGCAGUGCUUUAGGACAAACUGGAGAGAUCGAGCAUGUGUCUCAGGGGAUCAUUUGAUGAUAUUAAAGAGAUUAUUGGCCAGGCACUGACAGAGGUUGAAUAAGUACACUCAAAAGUACAGCGGAUACAAUUCUCAGCUUGCUCGGCCAUGUGACUCAUUCACCUUUGGAAUUACUGAUGGCAAAUGUGAAGUCUUCAAAACACUGUUUACAUUUCACUUGUGUUCUUUUUCUAAUGGUUUAUGUAAAUUUUUAAGAAAACCAAUGUAUGUCUCAAAAUAAUGUUAAAGUUGAAUGAUAGAUUAUGGGCAGUUUAGAAAAAUACUAUGGUCAAAAAGUAAUGUAUAAGGGAUUUCCCCCCACAUCUUAUAGGCAGUUAAAAUAGCCCUGCAUUUUACUGCUUAAAUUCAUUCUGAAUUCCUUAAAUUACUUAAUAUUGAAAAAUAUUUAAAUAUUAAUGUCAAUUAAACAAUAAUUUUCUACAGACCUCUGGUAUAUCCUACAUUU